Trichogramma pretiosum is the source of this 967-nucleotide messenger RNA. RefSeq lists its product as uncharacterized. The transcript is spliced from 4 exons. Bases 138 to 512 code for a protein of 124 amino acids. The record is from RefSeq and is a predicted model, not a curated record. Lineage: Eukaryota; Metazoa; Arthropoda; Insecta; Hymenoptera; Trichogrammatidae.
UACAACAUUGUCGAUCGACUACUUCGAAUAUACUAGCUAAAAUACUAGCUAAAAGUUCAAGUUUAUUUUUUGUGCCGUUUCAAGUGCAGUGUCUUUUUUCGUUUUGUUUUUUUCGAUUUUCCGACUCAACAAAAAAAAUGGUUGUAACGAAAGAUUACCUUCACAAACUGGAGUUCAAAUUACAUGGCUUGUGCUGUUUUAAUCAGUACGAAAAUGAUCGUACAUCUACGUCGGUAGAAGACGAGGAAAAUGAAAAAUCGACAGAUUGGAUGGAGAUUGAGGAGAGCUUCAUGCUCCAACCGCUGUUCGGUGAUUACGAGGGAGUCUCAACGUGUACGAGAUUCGCCUCCUCGAUGACUGCCACAAGGAAAUUUGGAAAGAAGCCGAAUCGAAUGAAAUCUGUUCGUUUUGCAAAAAAACGCGAGGCGAGCCGGCCACAAAAUUGCUGGAAUUCUGGGAGAAAGGAGAAGAACACAUUUGGCCAAACUAUCAGUAUAAAUCAUCGAAAUUGAAAGUUUUCGACUUUAAAACCCUUUAUGACCCCUCGAAUUUUAAUUGGGAGGAAAGCCUGUUUGGCAAAAAACAAAAGUUUGUUUCGGUAUAUUAACGCAAAAUGAUUACUCUAAUACCAACAGAAAAUGAAACUAUUGUUUCCAUCACAGCUCAUGACGAUGGUGCUAAUACAGGUCGACGUUAUGAAGUUGGUUAGAAAUUUUAGAGAAAAUUUUUUUAUCUUUUAUUUAUUGUAUAUUUCGUAUUUUAACUGUAACAUCUUUUUCGUUAACAAUAUUUACAAUUCAUAUUUAUAUGAAGAAAUUUUAGUUCGUGGGUAUGCUUUUAAACGAGUUGUUGAGUAUUACUAUCAAAUUAUAUUUUUUAUUUACAAUAAUUUGAAAGCUUUAAAAAUAAGCAAUCAUUUAAGUCACAGUUACCUGAAAAUUUUUUUAUAUAAAAUAUGUUUAUUACU